Messenger RNA from Bursaphelenchus okinawaensis, 1202 nucleotides. The record is from the annotation of a GenBank genome assembly. NCBI's taxonomy places the organism in Eukaryota, Metazoa, Nematoda, Chromadorea, Rhabditida, Aphelenchoididae.
AUGUAUGCAGAUAAGACGGCUAGAAACGUGGCUUAUUUUGCUGCAUUUUCUAGUGCUGCAGUGAUAUUCAUGCUAGUUUGUUCAGUACCAUACUUGUACAUGAUGACAUCCCAGCUGGAACAAGAGAUUGCUGAGAGAUCCAGCAGUUUUAAAGUAAGAUACAGUACUUAUUUAAUCAAACAAAGUGGAAUAUUAACUAAAAUUUUUUUUAUUGGCAAAAUUUCGUAUUUUAAAAAAAAUUAUUCAAAUUUGAAAGUAACAAGCCUCUUAUUCAGAUACGAUCAGACAAGAUCUGGGCCAACUUGAUGGUCUACAGUAUGGGCUCUCCAGGCCAAGCAGUACUAUUCUUUAGUCGUCGACCUCGUGACUCCUUCUGGGACAAACGUCUAUGUCAAGGUUGUCACUCUCUUGGCUGCCCAGUUGGACCAACAGGACCAGCUGGCGUACCUGGCGAUGACGGAACACCUGGCACACCUGGAUCCCCUGGAGAUGCUGGAGAUGAUGGAUUUGACAUUCAAUUGGAAAAUGAGCCUGAACUACCUUGUGUCAUUUGCCCUGGAGGCCCACCUGGUCAACGGUGAGUUAAUAAAAUUAAAAUUUAAAAAUUUUUAAAUUUUAAUGUUUUGAAUUAAAAAAUUUAAUAAUUACGUAAAUUUAUUUUUAAAUCUUUCAGUGGUCAACAAGGAGAACGUGGUCGCUCAGGUGGUCCAGGGGGUGUCGGACAACCCGGUCCAGACGGUCGACCAGGCCAACCAGGUCCUCCAGGUUACAUUGGUCGUGUAGGAGGUAUUGGCAUCCGUGGAAUCGACGGUCCUCAAGGUCCUCCAGGAGAAACAGCUGUAGCCGGAGUCGGAAUCAAGGGUAUUCGUGGUCCACCAGGUCCAGCUGGUCCCAAGGGACCACCAGGACCUCCAGGCAGACCAUCCAAAGAAGUUGGCCAACCUGGACAACCAGGACCAGUAGGACCAGAGGGACCACCUGGAAACAGUGGAUUCGAUGGACUGGAUGGACCAUUUGGACCACCUGGAGAGCCUGGCCAACCGGCUGCCUAUUGUGCGUCGGAUUGUGGUGUCAGUCAUAUUCUGGGAGCUCACAUCGAUAAGAUCGCUGGGCCUUCUCAGUUCGGCGGUUAUGAUAGAGCUCAGAGUGGUGGGAGUGGACAGAGCAAUGGAUAUGCUCCUAGUCAGUAUUGGUUCUUAUAA